Podarcis lilfordi (Lilford's wall lizard) is the source of this 6739-nucleotide messenger RNA. NCBI's taxonomy places the organism in Eukaryota, Metazoa, Chordata, Lepidosauria, Squamata, Lacertidae. The record is from the annotation of a GenBank genome assembly.
AUGUUGGGGAAAAAGCCGGUGACAGCACAGAAACGAGGGGAGACCAGAGCACUCUGCCUGGGCUUAGGAAUGGUAGCAUGCUCAGUGAUAAUGUAUUUCUUUAUCGGAAUCACCAUUGUACCCUUAUACAAUAAAAGGUAACUAGACUUCUUGAGCAGGCAUGUAUGUGGUUUCCUCCUUCAGCAUUCGGGACUAUCCCAACAUGUGGAAUGCAUUCUGGGUCUCAGUGUCACAGCCUGGUCCAGUCCAUUUGGAAUAUUAAAUUUUGUGAUCUAGGCCUGAUUUAAACAUUGACAGUAAUAAAAUUUGCAGUCUUGAAGAUUGAGCCAGUGCUUCUCUCCACGUGAAACAAUGUAUGUUGUGUGUGGAACAUGCCACACAAAGACGAGCACUCUGCAAUUUCCAUUAUUCUUUCCUCUGAAAUUGAGGAAGAGAAACCACACAAACAUGUUUCCAAAUGUCCAUAUCACACACUUCUUGUUGCGGAAGCGAACAAUGUGUUCCCCACAAAUGCAUGGCUGGCUGAAUUAAGUACAUCAGCCUAACCAUAGAUAAUUCUGGACAUUAAUGUGUUCUAAGAACGGAAAUUCUAUUUCACUUAGGAAGCACUUAAGGCAGAAUGUUCAUUAACUAUCCAUUCAUAACAGACCUUCAUUGCUAAAUAUGCCUAAUCAAAUUUCUGUCUACAGAGUUAACUUGGAAUUGCUUAAAUGGCAGGCGCUUUAGCUUCUGGAGCAAGGAAAUACGCUUAUCCUUGCUGUCAUGGCUCAGAUCAGAACCGUCAUGGUGUUCCCCAUUGUGACAGUGAUAACGUUUCAAGCUGGCCACAGUUAACUAACAAAUAGUGGGCACAGCCAGUGAGGUGAACUGUGCAUAUUUUGAGAAAGGAAUUAGCUUAUCUUAAAUUUACCCUGGCACUGUCAUUUCAUAUACCAUGCACACCCACCCUCUUUUUCAAACAGUAAAGCUAUUUGUGCAAAUUCCACCAGAACUUAGAGUAGCAUCUGUUUUGGGGAGGUAAGGGAAUACUGCUAUAAUAAAAACUUUAUUUAACAACAGCCAGAUUUUAGGAGGGGAGGGCAGAGGAGACUAAUACCAGAAACCAAACAAUCAGGGAUGAAUGUAUGUAUAUUAGAUUUUUCCAACUCUGCCAGUAACAUAUGGUUAUAAAAAGGCAAGUUGGGAUGCAAGUGAUAUUGUGGUAUACACCACCGAGCCUCUUGGGCUUGCCGAUCAGAAGGUUGGCAGUUCGAAUCCACAGGAUGGAGUGAGCUCCCGUUGAUCUGCCCUAGCUUCUGCCAACCUAGCAAUUCAAAAGCACACCAGUGCAAGUAGAUAAAUAGGUACCGCUGCAACAGGAAGGUAUAUGGUGUUUCUGUGCGCUCUGGCAAUCAUCAUGGUGUCCAGAAGCAGUUUAGUUAUGCUGGCCACAUGACCUGGAAAGCUGUCUGUGGACAAACUCAGGCUCCCUCAGCCUGCAAAGUGAGAUGAGCGCUGCACCCCAUAGUCGCCGUUCAUUGGACUUAACUGUCUGGGGGUCCUUUACCUUUACCUUUGUUUUAGCAGAAGGCAGCAAAGAAAUGUGCAGCAACCACAUUUGUUAAGGGGUAUUUCCUCCCCAUACUCUUUUCUCAAUGCCUGCCCACGAGCCCCAAGAUAACCCCUUGCAUUUGCACCUUGACAAACCUUUGCAUCCUCUAUGUAUGUGAGGCGUAUGUACAUGAGGUGUAGCUAGUAGCAUUUUCAUUGUUCAGCUUCUGCCAUAUGCUAGAGACACACCUCUUUACCUUGGGCUCUUGACAGUUAAGGUGUUUCAUUUUCUGGGACCCAUCUUUUUGACUGAAUUUAUAUUCUGUUCCACCUGGAACAGUUUUAUGUAUAUUCUCAUUGUAAUGGUUUUAUUUGUUUUCUAAUCGUAUAUUCUAUUGCUGCAACCUGCCCUGGAGCCAUAUAGUGAAGGCCAGACAAGAAACCUUAUUUAAAUAAAUAAAUGUAAGAUAUAGACUACUCCCAGUUUGUUAUCAGUUGACAACAGUCAUAUAUAGAAUUGAGGAUGCAAAGGUUCAUUAACAGGCACCUGAAUAUCAUACACCACAAUUUACACACUGCUGUAACACAGUUGUAAAUUGAACCUCGUCUCAAAAGUAGUUGUAUUGAAUGAAGAUAAUUUCUAUAUUUCAAAAUAUAAUUUAUUAGAUAAAUCAGUGGUUCACAAAGGGUGUGGUGCGCUAUACUGGUGUGGCAGGAGAGGAUGGCAAGUGAGGCAGGAAGAUUCAAGGACAAUAUAAAAAAAAUGAAAUAUUAUAGUAGCAAAAUAAUAUUUUUUUAUAUACAGCCAUGCCUCUCUUCAAGAGCACUGGCUAUUCUUCUACAGUCCUCCAUGACAUAUUAUUGUGAACAGGGAUUUUCAACUCUGACAAAUAUGAAAGAACAGAAAAGAAGAAAGACUUCUUUGUGUUUAUGAGGAUAUGAGAUUUUGUCUCAAAUCAGACCUAAUAUAAAUAAGAUUGCCCGGCAAAAGCAAGCUCACAUGUCUCACUGAGUUUGUAUACAUACUUAAGAUACAUAUUUAAAAUGCCUGCUUAUAAUUAUAUUUUGGUAAUGAUCCAUGUUCUCAUGCAGCUGCAUUGUUUUAUAUUUUCUGGAUGUCCCAUGAUCAUAUUAUAAAGUUGCUGUGUUCUAUGUUAUAAAUCAAGCACUGCUAGAAGUUGUUUAUUUUCCCCCAAUGUAUUUUUUAUCAAUUAAAAAUUCGGUGUGGCAUGAGGAAAUUUUUAUUCUGAAACUGUGGCCCAGAGAAAAAAAGCUUGAGAAUCACUGAGAAAAAUGUCUAAAUUACAUACUUUGCCAUAGAAUUCAUCAACAUAAUUCAUUAAACUUCAGUUUCUUAACAAUACCGCUUGCUGCAUAAUUUGAAAAAGUGACAUUUUAAAAUAUUUGCCGGAGUUCAGCCUGAAAUGCUAUGGAAAUAAAUGAAGUAGUUGAAUAUUUAAGUAGUACUGGGCUGAAGUACAUGGCUAUAACUCUGGAAAGCUGUGAUAUGUGGUACUGCAUUUAAAAGCAGGAGGGGGGUCUUAUUUGUUUUUACAGUGUCUGGACCAAUAAAGGUAUAUGUGAACUGAAAAAUGCCAGCAUCAAGGAACAGCAGCACUGUUCAUUCAAUGAUGGCUCCAGUGAUGAAAAUAAGUUUCAAUAUCCUUGUCUGCACAUCAUGGUCAAUUUGACACCUGUCGGGCAGGUGGUAAAGCUUUAUCACCAGGAGGAGACCGUGUUCAGAAACCCCAAGGUUUGAGUUAUAUUCAUAAGAAAUCUUGAUACUAAAUCUACAUACCAAUGUCAAAAUCCAGAUAUUCUCCAAUGCACAUAUAGAUAACAUAAGCAUAAUGCCAUUGCUCCUGGUCACACAGAAGUAAAAGAUUUCCCCAAGGAAAUCUGACUCUGAUACAGUUUCCUAACCCUGAGCCAGGUGACGCUAGAUGUGAGAUGUAAACAGAUUCAAACAAAAAUUUAUCUAUCCCUGCUUCCGCAGGCAAAAAGUAGCAUUUUGGCCAAGAGCCUCUCUUCUACCACAUUAUACAAUCCUUUAAUUAUGCAGAAUUUAUAAACUAUGGUCAGGGAUGGCAAAAUCUGCCAUAUCCCAAGGCUACGCUGGACAAUCCACAUGCAUUACUUGCUCACUCAAUGUGUGUGUGUGUGUGUGUGUGUGUGUGUGUGUGUGUGUGUGUAGCCUAAAUGACAAUUGUGCUGAUUCUGAAGAUAUGUGGCCAGUACGUUUUUUCUUUAAAAAAAAAAAAUGUUUAGAGGUACUCUCAUUUUGACUCAAGAAAAUCACCAUUUUAUACUUCAAAUCAGGAAAAAUAAAUACAGUAAAUGGACAAAAGUACAAAGAUUCACAAAAUGUUUAGGAGUAUGCGUACCUCUGCGUCUCUCCCAGAAAAAAAGCACUGUAUGUGGCCAAUACAUUGGUCCAGAGGCUUUUAAACAUUACAUUGGCUGCAUGGAUUGCCUGCAUGCUUCUGGCCAUAGCCACUAUUAUAGGGAUGAGAGAGAAAUUCUCUGCAGUUCACAUUUAAAGGUGAACCUACCUAAUUUGCACUUUCAGAAAUAAAAGAUAAUCCGAAAAACAGCCAUCUUUAAAAAUUUGUACUUUUCCAAAAUUCGCAGUGCAUUUCUCCAGCCAAGUAAUGUACACAAAAUACUGGGGUAUAGUGACCAUUAAAUGCAUAUAUUACUGAAAGCAACUUACAAAAAAUGCAUUAUUUUAGGGCAAAUUGCAUACAUUUUUUUAAAUUGUACUGUAAAUUACUUUGAGAUAUCUCAUAGCACACAAUUCAUAAAAUAGCAGUGCAAACAUGUAUAUCUUAACAAAAAUUCUCAUUAGAGGACUGCUAAAUUGUCAUGAGGAAUUGCAAACUGAUGCUGAAAAACAGAGAUAUGAUCUUAAGCCUGCAAAGAUGAGAAACAGAUAAAUGGAAAUUGAUAGAUUUGCCCAUUCGGACCCCUGGGUCAGAUUUGUCUCCAGCUUUGGAAGUUUCAUAUUCCUGAAUACUUUCACUUGGAAUGGAAAUCAAAUAUCAGAAUCAAUCUGCAGUUCUUGCAGAGAUAUUGGUCUAAAAUUCAACAAGACAUUAAAAAAAUACUAAAAUAACAACAACCACCAUUUAAAAACAUUUUGGCUUUUUGUAAUUGUGCAGUGAAUGUUUAAAUAAUUCAUUCACACAUGAAUUAUGGAUAAUUAAAAACACAUAUCUGACCCAUGUCAGAAAAAAACCUGAUAUAACUCCUAAAUCAUAGGACCUAAGAAGCGGAGUGUGGGGGGGUAUUUUUUGCUCUUAAAAACAAAGCAUUACUGACAUUCUAAAACUCACAAUUCCUGUUGGAAUCAAAUGGACCCCAUCUGAAAGGUUCUCAGAGUGUCAGAAUAGCAAAGCAAAACUGAAGAAAAUUGCUCAUUCCUACAAUAUAUCCAAACAACUUCAGUUUGAGUCAUAUAAGAGAAGCCAUAAAACCUUUUCCAAAUAGGGAAUUACUAUUUUAAACAGAAUUAUUUUGUACAUUCACUUGUUUGCUUUUAGCUGCAUUUGUUAUUAGUUUCAGUGUCUUACAGUAAUUCAUAGUCUAGCAGGAAAUAAUCCUAUUUACAUUGCAUAUCUAAAAUUCCCUAGACAAAUUAACAAUAUGGGAAAUUUCCCUAAUGGAAAGCUCAACUUGUGCUUCAAGGCCAUCAAUAGUUGCUCACGAAUUUUGUCUCAGGCACACAAGGACAUUUAGAAAGAAAUAUGAUUGCACAGAAAUACUUGCUCAUAUUAGAAUUACAUCUUUGAAGUAAGUGAUUUAUAGUUCUCUAUUACAUUGUUGGUGCUGUUGGUUCUACUUUUCAGUUUAACAUACAGGAGAGAGCUUUUUUUAAUAUAUACAUAAAAUAAAAUGCUACAGUGAGCAGUUAAUUGAUCUUAAAUUGUGCGGCUAAACUAGAAGUGCUAUAUAUUUCUCCAUUUCUAAUAUAUAAUCAAGAAAAAUUAGAUAAAUUGUAAAUUUCUUAUUAUAAUAAAAUUUCUGAUUGUCUUACACAAGGAAACAGGUUUGCUCCAACUGUCAAAAGUUUCAUAAUUCUUCCUCCCCUUCUAUGUGACUGAGCUCUGUUAGUAGGGGUGGGUAACAUGGAAGGGCAGUGCCACAGAGCUACUGUCCCAACAGCAGGGCAAUGGUGAGGUUAGGUCUAUGGGAGAACUAUCCAGGUAAGCAGCAGUGAUGCCACUCUCAGUAGGGUGGCCUAUGCCAACACCCACCCAUACUAGUUACUCUUGUCUAAUAGUCAUUUAUUUUGUAUUUCCCCCCAAGUCCUCAAAACAUUUCACAAGGAUUUAAUAAUCCUUACAAUAACGCUGAAAUGUAGGCCAUUGUUAUAACUCCCAGCAGAUCAUUCUGUUCUCAGAUACUCUGUAUUAGACAUCAAUAAAGGGGUAAAUUCUGUGUAUUUAACUAUGGUGAAAUACUGAAAGUGCAAUCCAGAGAGUCCUUGAUACACUUUUGCACUACAAAAUGUGGUGGUUAUGAUUCUCAGUGACACCUUCUUUCACACACCUAUCCUAAAGGCAUCACUGGCUGCCUUUGAUGUCAAGCAGAGUUAAGUUUUUGUUGCUACCUUAUAAGGCACUGAACAGUUUAGGACCAGGUUGUCCAAGAGAGCAGCUCCUUCCAUAGAAUCCAGCCCAUUGCCUGAGAUCAGGGGACACCAACCCUUCCACUUCGUUUCAAAAGAGCUUAGGUAAAAUUCUGAGGGAAGCUUUUGGAAGUUCACCUCUCUAUAUACAAAAGUAAUGAUAAUACAUAUAUUAAUGAUCUAGUUAACAGCUGGCACUUAUUGCCAGAAAGCAAUAUUGGUAAGCAUACUGCUUUUCCUGUUACUGAGUAAUUAUGAUUAACUGGUUUCCUGGGGUUUGUUUUGUUUCUGCAGUGCUCCUACAUCCCCCCGACUCUGAAGAAUUAUACUGCAGUGCAAGAGAAUGUAGAAAAAGUAAGACAAAAUUUCACAGAAGCCAAGGUGUUUUAUUGUUAUUAUGACCCAUCAGGACAAGAAGCCACGGUCCUUUUAUACAGACAAUAUCUUCCAGAGUUCCUUUUGUUCACUUUUGUCUGGCCAAGUCUAAUGUUGAUUGGUGGAGUCCUGAUUAUUGUCCUGGUGAAAAUAAGUCAGUAUUUUUCUAUACUCUUAGCUCCACAGUACAGAACAGGUAUAUAG